Messenger RNA from Otolemur garnettii (small-eared galago), 2970 nucleotides. RefSeq names its product serpin family E member 1 (gene SERPINE1). Gene Ontology annotation, biological process: negative regulation of endopeptidase activity; negative regulation of plasminogen activation; negative regulation of vascular wound healing. NCBI's taxonomy places the organism in Eukaryota, Metazoa, Chordata, Mammalia, Primates, Galagidae. Bases 134 to 1342 code for a protein of 402 amino acids. The transcript has 9 exons. Gene Ontology annotation, molecular function: serine-type endopeptidase inhibitor activity. The record is from RefSeq and is a predicted model, not a curated record.
UGGGCCAAGAGUGCUGUCAAGAAAGAGAGCCACACCCCCUCUACCAGCUGCCAAAUUUCCACAAGCCUCCAGCAGCAGCAGCAACAGCAGCAGGACAUACUGCCAAUCACAAGGAGCCCUUGGGAACUUCAGGAUGCAGAUGUCUCAAGUCCUUGCCUGUCUCACCCUGGGCCUGGCUCUAAUCUUUGGUGAAGUGUCCACCCUGUACCCUCCCCAGUCCCGGGAGGCCCGACUGGCCACAGACUUUGGGGUGAAGGUGUUUCAGCAGGUGGCACAAGACUCCAAGGACCGCAAUGUGAUUUUCUCACCCUAUGGGGUUGCCUCGGUUCUGGCCAUGUUGCAGGUGAUGACAGGAGGAGAAACCCGGCAGCAGAUCCAAGCAGCAAUGGGAUUCAAUAUUGAGGAGAAAGGUGUGGCCCCUGCCCUCCGGCACCUACACAAACAGCUCCUAGGGCCAUGGAACAAGGAUGAGAUCAGCACAACCGAUGCCAUCUUUGCCCAGCGGGAUCUGAAGCUGGUCCCGGGCUUCAUGGCCCACUUCUUCAGGCUCUUCCGAACCACAGUCAAGCAGGUGGAUUUCUCAGAGGUGGAGAGAGCCCGAUUCAUCAUCAACGACUGGGUGAAGACACACACAAAAGGUAUGAUCAGUGACUUAUUUGGGAAAGGGGCAGUGGACCAGCUGACACGCCUGGUGCUGGUGAAUGCCCUCUAUUUCAAUGGCCACUGGAAGGCACCCUUCCCCACCAAAGGCACCCACCACCGCCUCUUCCACAAGUCCGACGGCAGCACCGUCUCUGUGCCCAUGAUGACUCAAACCAGCAGGUUCAACUACACCGAGUUUACCACCCCUGACGGCCAUUACUACGAUAUCCUGGAGUUGCCAUACCAUGGGGACACCCUCAGCAUGUUCAUUGCUGCUCCCUAUCAGAAAGAGGUGCCACUCUCUGCCCUCACCAACAUCCUCGAUGCUCAGCUCAUCAGCCAGUGGAAAGGCAACAUGACCAGAGUGCCCCGCCUCCUGGUUCUGCCCAAGUUCUCUCUAGAGAGUAAAGUUGACCUCAGGAAGCCUCUGGAGAACUUGGGGAUGACCAACAUGUUCAGUCCAGACCAGGCCGACUUCACGAGUCUUUCAGAACAAGAGCCUCUCCACGUCUCGCAGGCACUGCAGAAGGUUAAGAUUGAGGUGAAUGAGAGUGGCACAGUAGCAUCCUCCUCCACGGCCAUUUCAAUCUCUGGCCGGAUGGUCCCUCAGCAGAUCAUUAUGGACAGACCCUUCCUCUUUGUGGUCCGGCACAACCCCACAGGUGCAGUCCUUUUCAUGGGCCAAGUGAUGGACCCCUGACCAUGGGAAAAGCAGCCUUCAUCUGGAAGAAAACUGGAGAAAAGAAGAAACGAGGAAAGAAAGAAUUUUAGUUUUAUUGACUCUUUCUGGAGAAAGUGAAGAUAUUCACCUUUUAAAAAUCAUAAAAUUUCAAAUCUGUCUCCUAGACCUCAGACUCUCCUAGGACUUGGAAAGAGGCCCUUCAGGUGAAAUUCCUCAGUCUCUGAUGGGGACCCUGGAGAGAAGCCUGGACCACAAAGCCUGCAGGUCUCCAGACUUCUAACUAUAACAUCCACAGAAUCAUCAGUGCUUCUGCCCAUUAUCUCUGUCCACUCAGGUUUUCAGACCUGGUUCCUACCGGGGCCCUGGUAGGAUGGAACCACCAAGCUUACAGGAUCUUUUAUGUGCUUGGUAGAAAUGAUCUGCGUUCCAGUCAUGUUGCCAUCACUCUUGCUCUGUCUGCCACUGCCAAAGAGGCUGGUUACAGGCCAAAGAAGGCCACUAGAAGGAACAUCCUUUCAUCUCAAGGCCCAUUCUGGCACUGAUCACCCUUUCCUAGUGCAGGGGGGCUGAGGACUGGCAAAGCAAUUCCCCUCUGUGCUGAGACAGAAAUAGUGUACAGAUAUUAUUUUGGAGUGUAGGUGACUUGUUUACUCAUGGAAGCAGGUUUUUGCUUCCCUUUAUUUUACAGGAAUAGAGGAAGAAAUGUCAGAUGUGUGCUUGCCUCUUCACCCCCAAUCUUGUUGUGGGGAGGGUGGGAUGCCAGGGGUAUGCCCAAAUAUUUAUCACAUCCUUGCCCUUGUUAGUGAGGAACAGUACUAUAAACAGGAUAAAAAAAAAAAAAAACAACAACACAUUAUUUAAACUUGCUCAUAGUGUUGCUUUGUGGUCUGUCAUUGCAUCUCAAGAGUCUGGCCACUUGACUGUCACACCUCUCUGGGCAGCAGGCAUGAUGGGGCCCGCACUGCCACCUUGUGGCUGCCAGAGCCCCCUCACUCCUCCCCUUGCCUGGUCUUUUUGUACUUGAUGGAUCAGGGUCCCUGCCAAGACGUUCCAACUUCAGCCUGCUUUAGGGACCAAAAGGUUGGGGUGGGUGAAAGACACUUCAUUGAGGACAGAGUGGUUUCAAACUUUUUCAAUGUAUUUAGGAACAGAACUGCAAGGGGCUGCACGACCUACCAGGACAGAACUUUCCCCAAUUACAGGGUGACUCACAACUGCAUUGGUGACUCACUGCAAUGUGUCAUUUCCGGCUGCUGUGUGUGAGCAAGUGGACACGUGAGAGGGGGUGAGAGAAAGAGACAGAGAGCUCAGAUUCAGCUACCUUAGUUAGAUAUUUUCUUUGAAAAGCUAGAGAGAAUGGCACGAAGACUAAUUUAUUGAAGAAUUGCACAUAAAUCUCAAAUGAAUGUACUCAAAUAGAAGCCUAAUCAUUCUACCAUACUCUGCACUGAAAAAUCUUCAUACUUUGUUGUUUUUUUUCUUUUUAAAUUAUGCACUGGACAGUGACAGCCACACACAGUACCUACAGAGGGUGGGGCAAAUGUUCUUGAAAUUGUGUUGAUUUGUAUGCUUUUUCACUUUUGAUAUAUAAACCAGUAAAAAUGUUUUUAAAAAUAAUGAAAUAAAUAAAUACAAAGAGUAUGCCA